Diplodia corticola is the source of this 1641-nucleotide messenger RNA. RefSeq names its product nadph oxidase. The coding region runs from base 1 to 1641 and encodes 546 amino acids. NCBI's taxonomy places the organism in Eukaryota, Fungi, Ascomycota, Dothideomycetes, Botryosphaeriales, Botryosphaeriaceae. Gene Ontology annotation, biological process: superoxide anion generation; defense response. Gene Ontology annotation, molecular function: superoxide-generating NAD(P)H oxidase activity. The transcript is spliced from 3 exons. Gene Ontology annotation, cellular component: NADPH oxidase complex; plasma membrane. The record is from RefSeq and is a predicted model, not a curated record.
AUGGGCGCGCCGAUCCGGUGGAAGGCUCUCUUGGAGCCGCGAAAGCUCGUCUUCUACUUCUUCUUCUACGGCCUGCACAUCUUCAUGUUCGCCUAUGGCUGGUACAAGCAAGCCACCGACGAGCGCUUGGCCGCGCUGAACUUGCUCAAAUGGUCCGUGUGGAUCUCCCGCGGCGCCGGCCUCGUGCUGUCUCUCGACACGAUGCUCAUCGUGCUGCCCAUGUGCCGGACUCUCCUGCGCCUGGUCCGCCCCAAGAUCCGCUGGCUGCCUCUGGAUGAAUCCAUCUGGUUCCACCGCCAAGUCGCGUACAGCAUGCUCUUCUGGACCAUUGUGCACACGUGCGGGCACUACGUAAACUUCUUCAACGUCGAGGCCACCCAGGUCCGCCCCGAGCUCGCCCUGCAAAUCCACUACACCCAAGCGGGCGGGGUAACCGGACACGUCAUGCUCCUCUGCAUGAUGCUCAUCUACACCACCGCCCACGCCCGCAUCCGCCAGCAGUCGUUCGAGACGUUCUGGUACACGCACCACCUCUUCAUCCCCUUCCUCCUCGGCAUGUACACGCACGCCACGGGCUGCUUCGUCCGCGACACGACGGACCCCAUCUCGCCGUUCGCGGGCAGCGCCUUCUGGAACCACUGCCUCGGGUACGAGGGGUGGCGGUGGGAGCUCGUCGGCGGCGGCCUGUACCUGAUCGAGCGGCUAUACCGCGAGGUGCGGGCGCGGCGCGACACCAAGAUCGUCAAGAUCGUGCGGCACCCGUACGAGGCGGUCGAGGUGCAGUUCGUCAAGCCGUCGUUCAAGUACCGCGCCGGCCAGUGGCUGUUCCUCAACUGCCCCAGCGUGUCGCCGCAGCAGUGGCACCCCUUCACCAUCACGUCGUGCCCGUACGACCCGUACGUGUCGGUGCACAUGAAGCACGUCGGCGACUGGACCCGCGACUUCGCCAACGCCGUCGGCGCCGGCCCCGCCCAGGCCGACUUCUACGACGGCAUCGACCCCAUGGGCAUCUACGAGGUCGCGCUGCAGGCGGGCCAGGAGAUGCCGCCGAUCCGCGUCGACGGCCCCUACGGCGCCCCCGCCGAGGACGUCUUCGAGAACGAGAUCGCGGUGCUGAUCGGCACCGGCAUCGGCGUGACGCCGUGGGCGAGCGUGCUGAAAAACAUCUACCACGAGCGCACGCGCGGCGCGCUCAAGCGGCUGCGCCGCGUCGAGUUCGUGUGGAUCUGCAAGGACACGCGCGCGUUCGAGUGGUUCCAGGCGCUGCUCGCCAGCAUGGAGCAGCUCGACGGCGCCGGCGCCUUCCUCAACAUCCACAUCUACCUCACCCAGAAGAUCGACGCCGACACCGCGAACAACAUCGUCCUCAACUCGGUCGGCACCGACAUGGACCCGCUGACCCAGCUCAAGGGCCGCACCAAUUUCGGCCGGCCGGACUUUUACAAGUUCUUGGGCGGGCUGAGGGACGGCAUCACGACCAGCCAGGGCCCCGAGUUCAUGCCCGGCUUGGAGAGCAGCUUGAAGACGACGGUGGGCGUGUAUUUCUGCGGGCCGACGGUCGCGGCGAGGGAUAUCAAGAAGGCGUGCAAGGAGAGCUCGAGCUCGGAUGUGAAUUUCAGGUUUUGGAAGGAGCACUUUUGA